Messenger RNA from Monoraphidium neglectum, 5505 nucleotides. RefSeq lists its product as hypothetical. The transcript has 10 exons. Bases 1 to 5505 code for a protein of 1834 amino acids. The record is from RefSeq and is a predicted model, not a curated record. NCBI's taxonomy places the organism in Eukaryota, Viridiplantae, Chlorophyta, Chlorophyceae, Sphaeropleales, Selenastraceae.
AUGCGCCGCGCAUCCCGCCACUCCUCGCCUACAAUAGAUCUCAAGGCGCAGUCGCAGCAGGCGCAGGCGGCGCUGGCGGAGCUGGCGCAGCAGCGGCAGGCGGCGCAGGCCGACCUCAAGAAGCUGCAGGAGCGCCGCGCGGCCGAGGCAGAGGCGCUGGGGCGCGACGCCGAGGCGGCCCGCGUGGAGGCGGCGCGCCUGGGAGCUCUGCAGCAACAGGCUGAGGAAGCCGGCGCGCAGCUGGCCGACCUGGCACGGCAGAGGGAGGCGGGCGGCCACGAGCUGCGCGAGGCGCAGCACGCGCUGCGUGUGGUGCAGGGCGAGGCCACGGCCGCGCAGGACCGACUGGCGCAGCUGCAGGCGUCGAUCGCCGACGGCCGCCAGCGGCUGGAGGCCCAGGCGGCCGGCUCGGCGGCGGCGGCGCGGCAGCUGGAGGAGGCCCGGGAGGGGCUGCGCAGCGCGCGGAGCGGGGCCGAGGAGGCGGUGGCGGAGGCCGAGGACGCGCGGAACGAGUGCGGGCGCGUGCUGCGCGAGCUCGCUUCGGUGCACGAGGAGCUGCAGGCAGCUGAGCUGAAGCUCGCAGAGACAGGCGAGGCGGCCGCCAGGGAGGGGGCCGCGCUGGAGCAGCUGCGCGCUGCGCUGCAGGACCUCCAGGUGCGCGAGGGCGCGGCGCGGCGCGCGGCGGAAGUUGAGGAGUCGCGCCUGGAGGAGCUCAAGGCGGCUGAGCGCGAGCUCGACCUGCUGACACGCACCGCGGGCCGCGCAGACCACCAGCUUCAGCAGCUGCAGUCGCAGCUCCUGUCGCUGCGCCAGCAGCACCCGCACGCCGCCGCGGCCGUGCUCGGCCUGAGCGGCUCGUCAGGGCUGCCGAUCCACGACCACCACGUGACGCAAGGCGCGAUGGUGCCAGCAGCGGCAGCGGCAGAGCAGCAGCGGCAGCUCGGGAUGGAUGGCGGCGGCGGCGGGGGCGGCGCGGUGGCGGCCGCGGCGGCCGAGGCGGCGCUGCAGGUGCGGCUGGUGGCGGCGGAGGCGCGGCGGCAGCUGGCCGAGGAGCGAUGCCAGGACCUCAGCGCCCGGGUCCAGUCACUCCAGGCUGACGGCGAGGCGGCUCGCAAUCGCGCCGACGCCGCCGCUCAGCAGCUGCGCCAGGCCACGUCCAAAGGCGACCGCCUGCGCGACCGCCUGCGCGCCAAGGAGCAGCAGCUGGCCGCCGCGCAGGAGCAGGCAGCCGCGCAGCAGCUGCGGCUGCAGGAGCAGGAGCAGCGGCUGGCGGCCGCCCAGGAGCAGGCGGCAUCGGCGCGGCGGCGCCUGCAGGAGCUGCAGCAGCAGCGGGACAGCCAGCAACAGGCGCAAGAGGAGGAGCAGCGGCGCCUGCUGCAGCAGCUCUCCAGGCGCGUGGAGGAGUGCGAGGCUGAGCUGCGGGCCGCAGGUGAGCGCGAGCUGCUGCUGCGCGCGGCAAAAGCGGAGGCGGACCAGCGGAUGGAGGCGGUCAACACGGAGGUCGCCGAGCAGCUGGCCGCCCUGCGCCAGCAGCUGGAAGGCGAACGGGCGAAGGCCGCGCGGCUGCGCCAGCAGGCGGCUGCCUCGGCCUCGGCCGCGGCGGCUGCAAGCGCCGACGCGGCCGCGGCGCGGCAGUUAUCGGACGAGGGCCGGGCGUCGGCGGGGCUGCAGGAGUGGGUGGCCGAGCUCCAGGAACAGCUGCAGGCUGAGGCUGACGAGAGGGAGGCGCUGGUGGGCGCUCUGCAGCACGCGGAGUCCGCCCUGUCCGAGCAGCGCCUCGCGGCGGCCGCGGCGCUGGAGCGGGCGGCUGCGGCCGAGGCGGCGGCGGCUGCGGCGGCCGCCGGCGGCGGGGCGAGCGUUGGGGAGCGGCCUGGCGGGCAGGGGCAGGAGCUGGCUGAUACACGGCAGGCGCAGCAGCUGCAGCAGGAGCGAUGGGAGGCAGACGCGCGGCGCCGCGAGGUGCAGGGCCUUGAGGCGCAGAAGCAGCGGCUGCAGCGCAAGGUGGCCGGCGCGCAGCAGGCGCUUGCGGCCGCGAGGCGGCAGCUCGCAGAGGCACGUGCGGCGGCGGCGCUGGCGGCGGGGCGGGAUGAGGGUCGUCGUGCGCCGGUGCUCCAGCAGCAGCAGCAGCAGCAGCAGCAGCAGCAGCAGCAGCAGCAGCAGCCGCAGCAGCAGCAAGAGCAGCAGCAGCAGCAGCAGCAGCAGCAGCAGCAGCAGCAGCAGCAGGAGCAGCAGCAGCAGCAGCAGCAGCCGCAGCAGGAGGAGCAGCAGGCUGAGGCUGCAGCCGGGGCCCCUCCAAGCAGCCAGGGGUCUGCCGGCCUCUGGGAACAGCAAGGCGGCUUCGGUGGUGGGCACGCUCACAAGGGCAGCCCCGUGGCCACGAUCGCGACACAGGAGCCACUGCCAACUGCGGCAGCAUCUUCGGCAUUGAGCGGUGAGGUCGAGGCGCUGCGGCGGCGCGCAGACGAUCUGGAGGCGCGCACUGUUUACCUGCAGCGUGAACUGCAGGCUGCGCAGUCCACGGCCGCUCGCUCCGCGCAGCAACUGCAGUGGGCGGAGCAGGAGUCUGCACAGCUCGAGCAGCUGCUGCAGCAGCAGCAGGCGGCUUCCGCGCAGCUGCGCGUCGAGGUGGCAAAGCUGCGGGCAGUUGCCACGGUGGCGGGCGCUUUGCCUGCCGGGGACGGCGGCGCCGGCGGGGGCGGUGCGGAUGUGGCACCUCAGCGGUGCCAAGACCAGGAGCCCUGGGCAGCGCAUGGUGGCCAGCAGCAGCAGCAGCCGCAGCAGGAGCAGCAGGAGCAGCAGCAGCAGCAGGAGCAGCAGGAGGAGCAGCAGGAGGAGCAGGAGGAGGAGCCGCAGGAGCAGCAGCAGCAGCAGCACGUGCAGCUGCUGGACGCUCUCCACCUUGCCGCCGCGCUGCAGGGCGUGCUGCAGGAGGCCGCCGCCGCGCUGGGCGCACACGAGGCGGCUGCGGAGGCGCUCCUCCAGCAAAUUGCAGAGUCGACCUCGGAGCUGAUGGCGGUCCAAGAGGAGCUGGACGAGUCCGAGGAUAGGGCCGCGGCGGCGGCCGCGGCGCUCGACGCCCUGCGCGGGGACGUGGCCGACGCGCUCGGCCGCGCGGCCGAGCGCGUCGGCGCGGGCGAGCGGGAGGCGGGAGCUGACGGGGUGGCGGCCAGCCCGGGCUGUGCGUGCAGGGAAGGCGCAGACCAGGAGCUGGUUGGGCGCCUGAGGCUGUGGUUGUCAGGGGAGCCCAGCCGCGCAGCGGCGGGGCUGGACGCGGCCGAGGCGCGGCGGCGGCAGCUUGAGAGGCAGCUGGCAGAUGCGGAUUUGCAGCUGGCCAAGGUUAAAGCGGAGUUGGGCCAGUCUGAGGAGCGGGUGCGCGCCAGCCUCGUGACGGCCCAGGCCGCAAGGAGUGAGUUGCAGGCCGCAAUGGCUAGGGCUGCAGAGGCCGAGGCGGCGGCGGCGAGCUGGCGGCUGCAAGCGAAGGAGGCGGGGCAGCUGCGGCUGCAGCUGCAGGCAUACCAGGAGCGCCGGCACAUCCAGACGCAAACACAAACAGACCUGCAGCUGGGCGCUCCACCCACACCUCUGGACGUUGUUCGAGACGCCAAUGUUAGCAGCAGCAGCGGCGGAGGCAGAGGGGCAGAGGGCGCCCUUGCCGAAAAGCAGCAGAGCCGCAGCACCGGCGCGAUGGUGGCGUUGGCCGAAGCCGCAGCGGGGCCGGCCGGUGACGCGGCAGGCGCCUGGAAGCUUCUGCAGGAAGCGUACGCGCAUCUGGAGGUGCAGGUGCAACAGCAAGAGGACGCCAUCCGCGCCAUGAGGCGCGACCAGCACGCGGGCGUUGGCGGCGGCGGCGAGGCUGAUGACAGCGCGCGCGCGGCGGGGCCGGUGCGCGCGUGGGCGGAGCUGCAGCGGCAGACUGAGCUGCAGCAUGCCAUCAUGCUGCGCAUGCAGGAGCAGUCUGAAGAGGCCGCCAAGGCAGAGGGCGAGCUGGCGCGCCUGCAGGCCGCGUGCCGCGGGGAGCAGCUCCUCCUGCAGCAGUUGCAGGCCAGCCGUCAGCGCGAGGAGGACGAGCAUGGGGCGGCGCGGCGCGCGGCCGAGGUGGUGCGGCGGGAGCGGGCGGAGCUGCAGGCUGAGCUUGAGGCCCGCAAGGAAACUGUGGAGCAGCUGCGGGCCGAGGCGCGGGCCCUCGAGGCCGAUGGGCGCCGGCUGCGGGCUGAGGUGGCGGCUUUGGGGGCAGAGGUGCUGGAGCUGCGGGGACGGCGGGAGGCAGAGCGUGCGGCGGCGGUUGAGGCGGCGCAGGCAGCAGCCGCCACGGCCGCGGCGACAGCGCCGUCUACGGUCAGCAGUGGUGCGCAAACGGAGAGCUCCGGCUCACAGCUGCAGCAGCAGCAGCAGCAGCAGCAGCAGCAGCAGCAGCAGCAGCAGCAGCCAGCGAUGGCGUCAGGCGGCCAGCGCCUCUCACCCACAGACCUCGCCGUCGCCGCUGGCGCGCUCGCGACAGCCGCGCAGCAGCUGCAGUCGGAGGUGCGCGCCAUCGCAACGCGCCACGCGGCUCUGGUGGCGGCCGCCGAAAAGCUGACGGGCGACUUCCGCGCCGGCGGCCGCGCCGUGCGCGUACGCGCGCUUUCGCUGCUCGGGGCGCUGCACGCGGCUGCGGCUGCGGCGGCCCCGGGCGGCGGCGAUGACCCCGCUUGCGCAGGCGGCUGUGGCAGCGCCGGGACCUUGCCGCGCGGCCUAGCUCAGGCGGUGGUGCGGCACUGGGAGGAAAUCGAGCUGCUGCUCUCGCGGCUGCACAAAACCUGCGACUCCCUGCAGCCGCCGGGACCGACGGACUCCGGCGCGCCGCGCGCCGGCAGCAGCAGCGACGGCAGCGGCGGCGGCAGCAGCGCCGGCGCCGUCGGGGCCGCGGCCGACGCGCGGCGCGUGGACCGGCACUGCCGGCGGCUGGCGCGCGGGCUGCAGCUGCUGCAGGAGCGGCUUGCAGCGUGCCAGCCACACGGGAUCGGGCAAUCAGCUGCCGGCGCAGGCGACGUGCGGGGCGCGUGUGGCGCCGCCAACGGGCCUAGCUCGGCGAUGCAGAGCUCUGAGGCACGGUCGCAGCCAGCAUUGGCGGCGCUGUCCGCGGCGCCUUCAAGGGAACCGCGCGUGGAUGGCCGCAUGGGCCCGGGCGCGGCAAGGCGUGAUCUCAGGGCCAUCCACGCAGUCCAUAGCGCCGCCCCUGCCGCGGAGCUGGCCCGCCCAGGCGGCCGGCCGGCUGCGGGUGCCGUGCAGCAAUGCAGCAGCAGUGGGAGCGGCGAGGGCCACAGACCAUCAGCAGGGCCCGCAGCUGCUCCGUGCCCUCGAUCUACCGCACUGCAACCUGCUGGCGGCGCUGGCAGCGGCGUGGCGGAGCGGGGCGGCGCCGGGGGUGGGGGCGGCGACGGCCGGCGGCGAGAGCAGCGGGCAGCGCUGCUGACUGAGCUGCGGGAAUUCAGGCGCUUGCUGGAUGGCGGUGGCGGAGGCACGUAG